Messenger RNA from Cyphellophora attinorum, 1335 nucleotides. RefSeq lists its product as uncharacterized. The transcript has 5 exons. The coding region runs from base 1 to 1335 and encodes 444 amino acids. Lineage: Eukaryota; Fungi; Ascomycota; Eurotiomycetes; Chaetothyriales; Cyphellophoraceae. The record is from RefSeq and is a predicted model, not a curated record.
AUGCUGGGUCUAAGCUACUUCCAGGGCUUCUGUCUGCUCUUUUUCUAUCGGUACUUCCGGCUCAUCGUCAACCUGUGGUCUUUCUGGACCUUCAAGCCAAUCCCGAUCCCCGACAACCCUACUCUGACCAACAAAGAUGUCACAGUCAUUCUACCAUCACUCGAUGGCGAAGGAGAAGAGUUGGAGCGAACCAUCAAAUCAAUCUUAGCCAAUGAGCCAUUCGAGUUGAUCGUGGUCACGGUGGAUGACAACUUGGAGAAGGCACAGAAGACCAUUGCGAAGACACCUGCGGGACAGCAGGGUCGUCUGCGAUGUAUGUCGAUCAAGCAAGCCAACAAGCGACGUCAGAUGGCCCGAGCUAUCCCAGAAGUCAAGACUGAGAUCGUCGUCUUUGCUGAUGAUGAUGUGGAUUGGCCUGCUAAAUUGCUGCAAUGGAUCCUCGCCCCAUUCGAGAGCAAGAUCUACGGCGGUGUGGUGACCUGUCAGCGCUUGAGAAGAGCCGAGAACCCGUCCUUCACUCAGCGCAUCUAUGGCUUCCUCGGUGCCUGUACCUCGAACGCCGCAACUUCGAUUGUGCUGCAACAUGCCACAUGGAUGGCGGAAUGGCUUGAUCACAAGUUUACCGAUGGCUUCACUACCGAAAGCUGGUUCUUCGGACGCUACCAGCUCAACGCUGACGACGAUAAUUUCAUCACACGCUGGCUCGUCAACCACAAGCACGAGGUUUACAUGCAGUAUCACCCUGAGUGCGAGGUCAAGACCACCUUGGAAGACAACUCGAAAUUCAUCAACCAAUGCCUUCGCUGGGCACGCAGCAACUGGCGCAGCAACUGUACCAGUCUGUUCGUUGAGCGCAAUAUCUGGUAUCAGCAGCCAUGGAGCACGUAUGCGGUCCAGCUUACCACAGUCACUCAACUUGCUGCCCUUGGUGAUGUCGGUCUUUGGUUCUUGCUCUACAAAGGUGUCGCCGAUUGGCCUGAGGCUCGUGCCCAUCAAGCGUAUUGGCUAUUGGGCAGUUGGAUGAUCUUCUCCAAGUUCAUCAAGCUGAUCACGCACUUCGUUCGCUAUCCCGUCGACAUCAUGUUGUGGCCAGUAUCAGUCUUGUUCGGUUGGCUGCACGGCAUCAUCAAGAUCUACGCACUGCUCACUCUCAACGAGACGACAUGGGGCAGCAGAGCAGGUGCAGAUGCCGACAACAAGGAUCGCAUGAUUCGCGGCAAUCGAACACCCUUCCGACCGGAGUACCAAUACUUCUACGAGGAUAACAACGAGAAGAUCCCGCUCCGCGAGGACAUGAUUUCCUACGAGACACGACUCUCCGCUGUGGCUGCUUGA